Molecule: messenger RNA, 1942 nt
Organism: Ictalurus punctatus (channel catfish)
Lineage: Eukaryota; Metazoa; Chordata; Actinopteri; Siluriformes; Ictaluridae
Gene: gdf6b
Product: growth differentiation factor 6b
Exons: 2
Coding region: 75-1280 (401 amino acids)
Biological process (GO): BMP signaling pathway; SMAD protein signal transduction
Cellular component (GO): extracellular region
Molecular function (GO): cytokine activity; growth factor activity
Source: RefSeq, a predicted model, not a curated record
GUUGUGCACACUUCCUCCAGUCGCUCUUAUAAAAGUUAGCCAUUUUUUUGAUCUAACUAGUCUGCGUUUCCACCAUGCACGCGCGCACUUCAGCGGGUUUAUUCUCGGCCCUGCUUGUCCUCGUGCAGUACUGUGCGUGUGUUCACACGGAGGCUGUGGAGUUGCGCCCCGGUGCCAGUCAUCCCACAUCACCGGCCUCGCUAUCACACACCUUCGCCUCAUCCAGCACCAAGCGCUUCCCAAGAGCAAGCAAGGACUCCGUAGAGCCUCACGAGUACAUGCUUUCCAUCUAUAAGACUUUUUCGGCUGCUGAGAAACUUGGACUGAACGCGAGCCUUUUCCGUUCAUCUAAAGCCGCAAACAUCAUCACAAGUUUUGUGGAUAACGGACAAGAUGACUCUCCAAACUCUGCACUAUGGACACAGAAGUAUCUUUUUGAUAUCUCAACACUUUCUGAUAAAGUCGAGCUGCUGGGUGCCGAACUAAGAGUCUACACAAAAGUCUCUGGACACUUCCCAACAUCUGAGGCAGGUCCCAUGGAGAUUCAGCUUCUUUCCUGCCAGACUCACAAACUUCUGGAUUCCAAAAUCUUAGACUUGCACGACUCUCACACAGCAAGAUGGGAAGUCCUAGAUGUGUGGGAAAUCUUUGCAGAACGGCAUUUGCACACACAAAGGAACUUCUUCUGUCUGGAGCUCAAGGUUUCCCUCGACAAGCCUGAGAGGGAAAUCGACUUACGGUAUCUUGGAUUUCACAGAUACGGGCGCCCACAACGGAAGAAAGCCAUAUUAGUGGUGUACACCAAGUCAAAGAAGAGGCAGAGCUUGUACUAUGAGAAAAAAGGGACAAUUAAAUUGGACCCUGACCAGGCUGGAAAGGAGAAAGUCCCUCGCGUAAAACCUCAGCGGAAGCGUCGGACAGCAUUAACCAACCGUCACGGCAAACGGCAGGGCAGAAAGUCCAAGUCUAGAUGCAGCAAGAAGCCACUGCAUGUCAAUUUCAAAGAACUGGGCUGGGAUGACUGGAUUAUCGCUCCUUUGGAUUAUGAGGCAUACCAUUGUGAGGGGAUCUGUGACUUUCCACUUAGGUCUCAUUUGGAGCCCACUAAUCAUGCCAUCAUACAGACUUUGAUGAACUCUAUGAACCCCAGCAACAUGCCACCCAGCUGCUGUGUGCCUUCCAAACUUAGCCCAAUCAGCAUCUUGUACAUUGAUGCUGGGAAUAAUGUAGUAUACAAACAGUAUGAGGACAUGGUGGUGGAGUCAUGUGGAUGCAGGUGACUGAUGGUGUUCCUCAAAAUUAAGAGUCCAAAUACUUAGUCAUGCCUCUAAGAUAAAUGAGUGGAGAGUUAAACAUUAGAGCAAGAGAAAGAUUUUGUAGACCAGUCAUCAGUAGCUAUGGGAUUCAAUAAUGAAACUGUUUGAUUCAAUCUGAAGCCAUUAUUGUAUCAUAUUUUGGGUUGAAUAUUAGUCUUUACAAAAGACAAAUAUGGAUAAAGAGAGAUCAUUUUCAAGGUAAUUCCACUUCCUCAUACAUUUAGUCUCACGCUAUAAGAUAUUAAUUAAAAUGCCUCAAAUAUAGUAUCCAUCAUUUUGUAAAUAACUUGUACAGUUAUUGAUUUCAUGGUCAAUUUACAAUUUUUCAUUUUAAUUUAUACUGUAUUCUAUUAAAUUAUUUUAACCAUUUAUAUUGGUAUAACUUUGUUUGUAAAACCUGUAUUUUAUAGAUUGGAGUUGUGUAUCUACCUCAUUGAACAGCUUUUUAAAUGUUCCUAGAUAUAUGAAUGUGAGGAAGAUUUAUUUCAACAUCCCUGUAAAUACUGUAGCCAAAUGUGGAAGCUUUAUUCUCAUAAUAAAAUGCUAUUUAAAAAUAAAUGUGUUAAUAAUUCAGCCAGCUUUUUUUAAUAGGAAGUGGUGUUAAAUAGAAGAACUGACAAGUAAAC